Messenger RNA from Hyalella azteca, 4497 nucleotides. RefSeq lists its product as uncharacterized. Lineage: Eukaryota; Metazoa; Arthropoda; Malacostraca; Amphipoda; Hyalellidae. Bases 153 to 4460 code for a protein of 1435 amino acids. The transcript is spliced from 4 exons. The record is from RefSeq and is a predicted model, not a curated record.
CAUCCCAUGUUCCUUUUCUCCAUAGGUCACUUUACUUCCAAAUUGUUGUGUUCUACACAAUGUCUUUCAGGCUUCAGAAGUGCAAUGCAUGAAAAAAUGAAACAUUUAUACGGACAGCCGCAGUGUCUCUUCACGAUGAAUACCGUACACUGAUGCCUGUCAGUAAGUGCGUCGCUAACCUCUUCGGAAGGAAGGACUCUCCGCGUCCUACGACCUGGAAGGACUCUCCGCGUCCUACGACCUCGAGUAUUCAAGUCGCCACCAUGUCGGGUGCCCAGGCUUCAGCUGUCUCGGGCAUCCAGGCCGCUCAUGUUACGUAUCCGCAGCCCCUAGAGGAGCUCUGGCAUGUGAAGAAGGCGCUGCUGCAGCAUGGCGGCCUGCUGCUGGACCAAGUCCUACUCGAAGACUUGCUUAGUUCCAUCGACAGAAAGUUGCAGUCGCAGCAAUCAGCCUCACAUCAGACGGUUCGGAAUGACGUGCCAAUUGGUUCGUUGCACCAAACUGCCCCCGAUUGCUUUGGAUUAUCUCAACUGAAUGGGAAGAGCAAAUUUCUAAAUACUGAGCAGAUUGGAAUGGGCGGAGGAAACAUAGUCUCAUCCUUGGCAUUUGAAGAUUUGUGUGAGUUGGGCUCGCCAUCGUUCCAAAAAAGAUUGUCCAGUACACCGAUGUCCAAGAAAUUUGUUGCCUCAGAUUUCGCCGUUCCAUCGAAUCUCGCGAGGAAUUUAAAUGACUCCCUGAGCAUGAGCGAGAUUUCGGGCCCUCAAAGUAGUUUCGCAUCCCCUCUCAAGAGCUCCGCUUGGGACACAGAAUCUAUGAGCUUCAAUAGUCGGGCAAGAUCUUGUUUCACGGUAAAACAAAUCUCGAGCGGAGCCUGUGCUCCCAAUGCAGGAGCUCCUUCAGCGGGAACAUCUUUAAACUCAGCCAAUAGUUUGGCUUCACAGUGUCAUGAUCCAAUACAAGCGGAAGUUUUUCCUGAAGUUCACGCUAACGUUAGACGGGAUUCUGACCAUUAUACUCAAGCGCUCUUGAGUUCGAAAAAUAAUACUAAGCAAACCGAUCCUCUGUCAUCGAACCACCUCAUGGCCGCUACAAUAAAUAAUCCUACCCGUGGAAACCCAGAGUGUCCUCGGUUUGCUCCUUCUACUCCUGCCACGACAUCUGCUGGAGUUAUCGUCGGUGGCGCCAAAUCAAGCGACGCACUAUCCUGCACUGCCCCCUCGACGGCCUCCACCAAACACGUGGCAUUCCUUAGCCCACCGGACAUUUUAUCGUCCGUAGGAGACGUGAGUGAUGAAAGCGAAAGUUUUUCGCGCUGUGAUUCUCAAGCCACCAUCAGUGGCCCUAGUAUUGUGAGCGAGGUGGCCAAGCCGGAACAACACCUCGACAUUCCUGGUACUGUUGAGUACAAAUCUAACCCUGCUGAGGCAAUUGGAGGCGAAGAUGAACGAAAAACGAUGAAGUUCUGCCCAACCCUUGCAAAGAAUGAGCGCGGUACCGUCCCCAAGAUCUUGGUUGGCAAUGAUUUUCUUCGCGAAAUCGAUUUCAGAGGAGCUGAUCCCGCACCAGUUUCUGGAAGAGAAGAAACAUUCCACAGGACUUCUCCUCAGUCAAAGCUCGUCACUGGAUGUCAGACUCUAGUAACUCUACAACGAGCUAGUGCUGAAAAUAUAGAAAAUAUCCACUGUGUGCGUACGGUAGUUGAAAGCUAUCAUAGUCACCACCCUGAAUUUGCCAGUCCUGAGAACACCGCCUGUGUUGACUCUUGGCACACACGUCCAGAAACUGCCGCCUCUCAUCCUGCAGACAAUAGAAAAACCGAAUAUAAAUCCAAAAGAAACAGAAGUCCCGGUAUGGUCCAUGCUAAACCGGACUUGACCACCAACUCUGGAAUGCCAGAGUCCGUGGAAAUUCCCACAAAGAGUCCUGGACAGAACCAUAAUGCAGGUUCUCCGGAUGUUGUGACGAGUGAAGAAUUUGUCGCAAUGGGCAGUGUCCCGGCACCGGGAGCGCCUGAGCCUAACGUCGAGGACCUGUUGGGCGCCCUGCACUACGAGCAAGCGAGGAACAGCUUCCUGCUGGAGAGUUUGGUCCAGAUGCAGCAGCGCUGUGCCAGGGCCGAGCAGCUACAGAGAGCAGCCUCGGCUGAAGCUGCAGAUCUGCAGGUGCAGCUGAAAAGGUUGUUGUCGCUGCACUGCUGCCGGGCGUCUGAGGUGACUGCGCUGCGUGAGCAGGGAAACUUGGAUUCGUCCCUGGCUCGAGAUUCCAUCCACCCCUCCAAUGGCAGCCACUGCCGAAGUUUGGGAUCGAUUCUAAACGAUCGAAGCUACCACAGUAAUUGGAUAUCAGUUCUAUUAAACGAUUAUCCUUGCUCCGGUCGACCUGAUGGGCCUCAGUCGAAUGUUCGGACGGAAAGUUACCCCUUUAACCCUACGACUGAUGGGCCGCAGUCGAAUGUUCGGACGGAAAGUUACCCCUUUUCCCCUAGAACUGAUGAGCCCCAGUCGAAUGUUCAGACGGAAAGUUACCCCUUUUCCCCUAGAACUGAUGAGCCACAGUCGGAUGUUCAGACGGAAAGUUACCCCUUUUCCCCUAGAACUGAUGGGCCCCAGUCGAAUGUUCAGACGGAAAGACCUCCAAUGCUUGAGAAUGCGUUCCAUGAGACCAAUUUUAGAAGUACGGGUGAAAAUGAUGAAGAAUGCUCCGUCACAGUCUAUAGUAUUAGACAUAACAUCUUAAAGACUUCUCGAGGACAAGAUUUCUCUUCACUCUCUGAAGAUGUUGACGGUGUUCGAAAAUUUAAUUUCGAUGCUAACCGCGUCAGUUGUGAGAAUUAUGUUAGUAAUUAUCCAGUGGACCUCACUGGCCUCAGCGUGGCAACAUGUGAUAUCGAUUCCAAUACAGAGACAACCAAAGUAAACGCCUUCGACGUCAAACCCGACGUUGUUGACAGCAACCCUCCACACCUGGAUUCACAAAUUUCUACCCAAGAAGAUAAAUUAGAAACAAAAGAUGAUAGAGAAAUGUUGGAUCCUGCUAUAGACUUAUCGCUCAAUGAUUCAGACUCGGACGGUGACUCGCCAGCUUCCAGUUGCUGUUAUGACUUUAGCCACAACGAUGGCAAUGAAACUGUGCGCGGCAAGAGCGGCCCUGCAGGUUGCACCAAAGAUCGUUUUGACGACAACUAUGACUUUGUAGGCAACAGCGAUCCUGUAGACGACAACAACGAGCCUGUAGACGAUAACAACGAUCCUGUAGACAACAACAAUGACCCUGUAGACGAUAACAACGAUCCUGUAGACCACAACAAUGAACCUGUAGACCGCAACAAUGACCCUGUAGACCACAACAAUGACCCUGUAGACCACUACAAAGAUCUUGUAGACCACAACAAUGAUCCUGUAGACCACUAUAACGAUCCUGUAGACGACAACAAUGAUCCUGUAGACCACUACAACGAUCCUGUAUACUUGGCGCCGACGAACGUCGCAGCGGACGUGGCUAAUCGGUUGACAUUCGAUAUAGAAACUCGCUGUGAAUCGUGCAAACAGAACCACGGCGGCGUCAAAAGUUGCUGCGCAGGUUGCAUCCUGGUGUUGCAUCCAACUGAGAACCCGCGUCACUUUGGCAAAGAAGUGGAUUGGAGUGACCAAGAUAGAGGCCACUCGUCGGAACGUUCUUAUAGGAAUUUAUUUCCUGAAGAAUGCCAAGCGACGGAUGAAAAUGGAUACCAGUCUCUGCCGACCCUCCCCCAAGCAAGGGACCUUUCCCUUGAAGCCCCUCUGGUUAUUGAACAAUUGUGCCAAACACUUCGUCCGUUCAGUGCAGAAUAUAUUUCUUUGAUGGAAUCUAAUAUGAAUUCAGCAAAUAAUUUGAAUGCAGAUAGUUUCAACACCCACGAGACUACACGAGAUUUUAUCAAUAACUGUCCGUCUUCCGAAGACCUUCCUCCUGAGAGUAGAAAUCUUGAUAAUUCAGUUGAGCGUGAACGUGCAUCAACUAAGGAAAUUCCACUGCCGCCAAAUUCCAAGGGCCAUGCGAGUUUCCAGGAAGGUCAGGAGGAUGCACACUUACUGCGGGAUAUCCCUUCCAUCACUGCACCGCAAAGUGUUCUUGACCAGCAGAAUUUAACCGAUCAAAAUGUUGCUCGUGUGUCGCACACAGGAAAUUUUAUCGAAAAUCCUACGUUUGGGUGCCCAGCUUCGGCAACCACGGGCGCACAGCGACAAAGCGUGCGAGGUGACGGGGUGCAUCUUGCAUGGAAGGGACCCAAGACUUCCACGUCUUCCGCCUCUGCUGUCCAGAAAUCUUCAUCCAUUUCGAGAGUUCUCCAAGAACUGGACGAGGAGAAAGAGGCCCUCCUUGAGGAGCUAAAGAAAGUCACAGUCGUCGGUGGUGCGCCGCAGGCCCGCAGACGUCGGCCAAGAACAGCGCGGUCUCGGGCGCCUGAACCUCACUGUUAGAAAAAACGGUGAAAUGGUGUUUCUUUUCACGUGCUGA